Sinocyclocheilus grahami is the source of this 7260-nucleotide messenger RNA. Its product is annotated as cTAGE family member 5-like. Bases 120 to 6737 code for a protein of 2205 amino acids. The record is from RefSeq and is a predicted model, not a curated record. Lineage: Eukaryota; Metazoa; Chordata; Actinopteri; Cypriniformes; Cyprinidae. Gene Ontology annotation, molecular function: protein binding. Gene Ontology annotation, cellular component: endoplasmic reticulum membrane; endoplasmic reticulum exit site. Gene Ontology annotation, biological process: endoplasmic reticulum to Golgi vesicle-mediated transport; protein secretion; vesicle cargo loading. The transcript has 30 exons.
CGAGGGAAUGACAUUUCGCCGGGAUUUAGCUUGUCUUACCCUCUGACUAUUGGAUUUGGAAAUGUACAUAAAGGAACUGAUCUAAUGAGAUGAAGUGAAAUCGCUGGAUAAAUCCAAACAUGGCAGCUGUACAUGCAGUCAUUUUGUUUCAUAUUGUCUUCAGUUUUUUACACCAGGGUUUGGGUUUGAUUUCAGACUACAAAUUAUGUGGAGACCCCGAAUGUGAAAGCAUGAUAAGUCGUGUACAGGCUCAGAGAGACUAUAGUGCUAAAGACUGCCGCUUUCUAAACUUCAAAAAAGGGGAUAUCAUCACUGUUUACUACAAACUCACUGGAAAAAGAAAUGAUCUAUGGGCAGGAAGUAUAGAAAAGCUGUCUGGAUUGUUCCCAAAAGAUGCCAUCAAAGUUGAUCAACCGUUUAUUGAUGAGAAAAAGGAAAUCCAGGUGCCAACUCAGGAAUAUGACUUCAUAUGCUUUGAUGAAAAUGGUUUAGUGAUUGAGCGCAGCACUGAAUUUGAUGAUCUGGAAGAUUUGUCACAAGAAACCGAUUUCAAUGAAGUCCAAGAUAAUCCUACUGAAACAGAAGAGAGUAAACCCAGUCAGAUUUCUGUUCAAGAUGUUUCUGAUCAAAACAGCCCCAAGACAACACAAAAAGAUGGGUCUUCCUGGAAAGGCUCUGCCGUUAGUGGAUGGUUUGGCAGGAAUGAGCAAAGCAAUGAUGAACCACAGGAUGAGAGCAGUAAAGAAUCCUUCAAAAGCAGAAAAAUUGUGAUGGAUAUGGAGGAGAACCAUGUGGAGGAGAAGACAAACUCUGGAACGUUUGGUUGGAUCAGGGGUGAACUCACCAAUGCUUUUGGGUUUGGAAACAAGGAUCUAAAAACUGAUACACGGGACAAUAUCAAGAACCCAACAAAUGACGAAGAUACCUCAUCUCAGCGGUCUAGCUCCUGGAUAAGUAUGGGUAGAGAUGUCUUGGGCUUUGGUGAAGACAAUACUGAAGCUGCAACUAAACCUGAAGCUGGAAAAGCCGAUGAAAACACAAACACAGAGGACCAGAGCAUAUUUAACCCCAGUCAGAACAUGGAUGUGGUUGACAACAAACAGAGAGAUGAAAACAACCCAGACGACAGUGUGGAAAAUAAGGAUGGUCCCUUGGAGGACAGGAGAACAGAAAAUGAAAAAGAAGAGGAACAGGUGGGGUGGUACGGAAAUAUGUACAACAGGAUCACAAACCUUUACAGAGAAGAGCAAACUAAACAUUAUGAGGAUGAUGGAGGCAGUUUGACAGAAAGCCAUGGAUCUACUUCAAAUACUGAGAACAUUGAAACCAAAGAUUCAGAAUCAAGUUCACAGUCCAUAUUUUCAGUCAACGGCCUGACAUCAAUGCUUAAGCUUCCUUUUCAGGCAGACACAGUAGUAAAGAGAGAGGAGGAAAAGACAGAAAAGGAAGAAGAUGCAGGUAAGGAAGACUUUGAUGAGGACCAACAUAAUAACAAGGAUCAAGAAGAAAAAAUGUUGAUUGAUAUUUAUGAGCAGGACUCAAACCCAACAGACACUGAUGUACUAAUGGAAACUCAGUCUCUGUCUGAUAAAACAAUGACUUUAAAAGAUAGCAUUGCAUCUGAUAGCAUUGAACAACUAGAUGUAGAAUCUAAUAUGACAGAAAACAGCAUGAUUUCACAAAUCCGUGAAACCGAGUCAGAAGAUAAUUUAAAUGAAGAAGUUAAAAGUGAAAACAAUGCUGAUUUUUUUGAGGGAAAGGUGGAGCAAGAUACAAGAGAUGUGCAAAACGAUGAGGAAAAGACAGGAAAGAAAGAAGAUCCAGGUAAGGAAAACUUUGAUCAGGAACAAAAUAAUAACAAGGAUCAAGAAGAUAAAAUGCCGACUGAUAUUUAUGAGCAGGACACAAACCCAACAGACAUUGGCGUACUAAGUGAAACUCAGUCACUGUCUGAUAAAACAAUGACUUUAAAAGAUAGCAUUGCAUCUGAUAGCAUUGAACAACUAGAUGUAGAAUCUAAUAUGACUGAAGACAGCACAGAUUCACAAAUCCUUGAAAUCAAGUCGGCAGAUAAUUUAAAUGAUGAAGUUAAAAGUGAAAACAAUGCUGAUGUUUCAGAAGGAGCUGUAGAGAAAGACAUGAAAGAUGUGCAAAGUGAUAAGGAAAAGACAGUAAAGGAGAUCAAUUCAGGUAAGGGGGACUUUCUUGAGCAACAAAAUGUGAAAGAUGACGAAAUAUCUGAUGUUGUCAAGCAAGAAUCAACCACAAAGGAUAUUGAUUUACUUAGUGAAACUCAGGCCAUAUCUGAUGGAACAAUGACUUUAAAAGACAGCGCUGCAUCUGAUGACAUAAGAGAUAUAGAUGGCUUUUCUAAAGACUCUAACACCCAACAUGGUGAUGAAGUUAAAUCUGCAAAUAAUACAACUGAUGAAGGUAUUCAGAGCAAAAACAACUUAACUGAUUCAGCAGAUGACAUUUUAGAGGGCAAGCUGAUACAAAGUCUGUCUGAUCAAGACAAUUUAGACAGUAUCAGACAGCAAGAAAAUGAUUCUAAUAAAAUUAGCACAGAUCCUGUAACUGUUGCUGAUCCAUCUGAACUGUCAGAGUCAGAUAUUCAGACAGAUCCUGAGUUACGUUAUGAAAAUACACAAGAAUUAAAUGUUGCAGAUUUGUACACUGACUCACAUAUUAAGACUGUCACAACUGGUCAAAGCAUAAAUGCAGAUAAAAAUUCUGAACCGACUGUGGAUACAUUAUCAGAAUAUAAUAAUGAAAAACAAUUAGCUGAAGGCGACCAAGGUAUAUCGCAAGAAAAUUAUGAGUUAGUUAUAGACACAAAAGAUAAGUUAGUUAUGGAAAGAAAUGAGGAACAAUUAGAUGAAGAAUUACCAAAAGACAUCACAUUUUAUGAAGAAAAGUUAUCAGAUUCAGAAGCACAUGCAACGCAAAUGAGCAAUGAACAUAAAUUGGACACAAACAUAAAUCCUCUUAAUGAAAGAUCUUCUCAUAAUCACACUCUUGUAACAGAUGAAUUAACUGUACCUAGUGAAGAAAAUCUGCAUUCAGACCUUGAGUCAAAUUCAGCCCUAAAUGGCACAGAUUAUGAGAUGGAUAAUAACAGUGAAUUGCAUCUUGAGUCAUUGGUGAUAGAAAACUCAGGUAUAAGUAUUGUCAAGAAUACAGAUUCAGUAGGUGAAAAUGACAAUGAGGUUGUUGUUCAAGAAGAGCAAGAGGAAUCAGGUACAGUUUCUGAAACUACAGAGAAUUAUUUUGAAACAAAGGAUGACACACAAAUCACAAAUGAAAGUCUAACACAGGAAACACAUACAAAAAGACCAUCGCUAAACAUGUCUGAUGGAUCUGUUGAUUUAAAAGAUUUUGGUCAUGAUCUCAGUUUACCAGAAAAUGCAGACAGUGAUAAUAUUCCUAACGCUGUGGCUGAAGAAGACCCAGAUGGCUAUACAACUUCCACAGAAACUAUGAUGAAUGAUUUCUUCUCAAAGAAUGACUCAGUACAGGAUGGCAAUAUUAAUAUCAUGCAUGAUCAAAAUCAAAGUGUUGAACACAAAGAGGAGACCGACACAGCAAACAACGAGGAUCAUCAAACCGAUUCAGAAAGUGUCACGGGAAGGGAGGAAAGCGACAUAGGUGCCAUCUGGGAUCAAAGUGAUGAUGGUGACAUGCCGGUGAAGUCAGAAGAUAAAGAAGAACAGGGCAAUGAAAAACAACCUGGAAGCCCUGAAAUUCAAGACAAAAAUACUGGCAAUCAUCUUACAGAAACCUCUAAAGGAUAUACAAACUUAUAUCCUUAUCUGAGUGAACAGAAUAUUGAAGAUCUUUUAGAUUUAUUUGGAGACCAGACGUUAUCAUGGCUGGAUUCCAAAAUGGGAAACACUAAUGCAGGUCAAGAUAAUGAUGACCUUGAUGAACUUGGUGACUUUGAACAGCUGUUGGAAAACCAUAUGAAGAUGAACACAAAACUGGGACAUAUUCAACAAGAUAAUGGUUCUCCUGGCAAGGAUAACACUAAAGAAUAUCAAGCACUACAAAAACUGUAUACCCUCUUAUCUUCUCUAAGAAAGAAAUAUUCACCAGUGAUAACAGAUAACAGUGUAGAACGCCCAGGGAUCAGCGAAGAUGACUGUGUUCAUGAAGCAUGUCUAGAUGUGAAUAAGAAUACAGAAAUCUCCACAACAGAGGCUGAAAAUAAUCAAGUUACCGAUGACAGAUCUGGUAUAAAUAACUUGGGCAAUCCUCAAAAUGAGCCAGUCUCUGAGGAAAAGGACCUUUUAGUGAACAGAGCUAAUGUGGAGGGUGUUCAGACUGUUGAGCAGGAAAAAAGAAAGCAAAAUACAGAAGAUUGGACAUCUUCUGAAACCAAGAAAGCUUUCCAAAACCACGGUCUUAUCUCUGAGGAGCAUGUUGAAUCACAGAAUGAAGGAGGGCAAUUUUAUCAGAUGGCAGUUUUUGUUGACGUCACAAUGAAUGAAAUUGCAUCUCUAGUGGACAAGGUUGUAUCUUCACUUCCUGAUGAUAUCCGGCCUGGUGCUGACUUAUAUGGACUGCCAUGGGAAGCUGUGGUUUUCACAGGAUUUUUAGGUGUAUUGACACUGCUUCUGUUCAGCUGCAGGUUCAUUCAGUCUAUCAGAAGUCGAAUAUAUGCAAGUAAAGAGACGCAAAUGGUGCAGAAAGUGGCCGAACUGCUUGAUGAAAAGUGCAAAGUGCUGGAGACAUUCAGUGAGGUUAAACAGAAGUUUGACAAGCUAGAGUCCACACUACAGAACAAUGGCAUGUCUGCACAAGCUGCAGAAAAAGACAGUUUAGAGGUGGCGUCACAGAAAUUUGAACAAUCAAAUGCACAAAUGAAAAAGGAAAUAGAGAGGCUGCAAGAAGAGCUGUCCCAACAAAACAAAGCAAGGAAACAGCAAGAGGAUCAGCUUGCUGAACUUGAGCAGAUUUUAAGAAAUUUAGAAGAGGAAGCUAAAGAACGAAAGUCCCAGUUAGAACAGGACAACACAACACUGAAGAUCCAUGAGAUCAACACAGAGCGACUGCAGAAAAACCUGCAGGUGGCCAAAGAGGAGCAUGCAAUGCUGCUUGAGAGUAAAGAACAGCUGGUGCAAGAGGCAGAGGACUGGGGUGAACGUCUCGGUGAGCUGGAGGAGGAGAUGAAAAUGUGUGAAAGAUCUCAUACUGGUAUGCUGGAGGACUGCGCUAAUAAAGAUGAUCGCAUCAAGUCACUGACAGAGUGCCUUUUGAAGAUGCGAGAUUGGGAUUCUGAGGAUGAGAGCUGCAUUGACGGCAGCACCAAUGCAGCUGGAGCUGAGAAUGGAGACAGUUCAGAUUUCCAUCAGAAGCAAAAAGUACAGAAACUUAUUGAAGCGGCCAAGAUGAGUGCAGACUUGAAGUCCAUGGAGGAGCACAAGAACAGAGUGUUAGCCAAACUCGCAGAUGAAAUUAAAGCCAAAGAAGAUCUCCAAGAGGGGAUCAAACAGCUUGAGGAGCAGAAGGAGGUGUUGGAAUCAGAGAGUGCCAGCUAUGCUAGUGAAAGCCAGAAACUCCAGCAGAAACUCCAGAUCGUGACUGAGAUGUACCAGGAGAAUGAACUCAAACUACACAGGAUGUUGACAGUGGAGGAGAAGGAGCGCUUACAGAAGGAGGAGAAGCUCAACAAGGCAGGCAAGAAGAUCAGUCUUGCUGCAGAGGAGCUUAACACUUACAGACAACGAGCCAGAGACCUAGAGGAAGAACUGGAACGGACGUCACUGGCCUACAAGAAUCAGAUUACUUCUCAUGAGAAAAAGGCUCAUGAUAACUGGCUAGCUGCAAGGGCAGCAGAUCGAGACCUGACUGAUGUCACGAGAGAAAAUGCUCAUCUCCGCCAGAAGCUGACUGGUGCCCAAUUCAAGUUUGAGAUUCUUGAAAAGGAUGUACGAGAGGGCAGACCUUUAUUUAGAGGUGAAAGAUCUCCAUAUGGAUCCUCUCUUAGCCGACCAUCUUCAGAAACACGGGCCUUCCUGUCCCCUCCUACACUAAUGGAUGGACCCCCUCGACUCUCACCUCAGUUUAUGGGUCCAGGCAGAGCAUCCCGUGGCAGAGUAGAGCCCCCUAGUGGUGGGCCAGACUCUGAUAGUGGCUCGUUGUCUCCUUCCUGGGACAGGGAACGUAGGGGCCCUCCCCCCCCUCCAGGUCACCCUCUCCCAGAUCCGGGUUUGCCCUUUAGGAGGCCUCCUCCAGGUCCAUAUCCUAUGGGUCCUUUGCCUCCUAGACCUUCACUUCCUCCUGAGCCAUACUUUGGUGACAAAUCAGAUUCAUCAUUUCUAAGAAACAGCUCAUCUAUCAGUGAGAAUGAGAGCAGAGAAGGUCCUCACUCGAUGCCUGGUGACAUGAGAUUGCCUCCUGAUCCAGAUUCAAGAAUGGGGCCUCCUCCUGGCCCCCGGUUCAUAGGAAUGCCCCCGCUGAUGGACCCUAGGGACCCACACUUCCCACCCAGGGGCCCUUAUGGACCUCCGGAGUUCUUUCCCCCUCGUGGGCCUGGUGGUCCCCCCAUAGGCAUGCGAGGGCCACUUCCCCCAGGAAUGUUUCCCAGAGUUCCAAUGCCACUCCCUCAACAUAUGGGCUAUUUACCACCAAGACAUUCGUCUGCCAGCUUCCCCCCCGGACCUCCACCCAGACCCUCCCCACCCGGCAGCGAGCAGCCCCCCGACCAGUCGCCCUCUCCUCAUGAUGUCAUCUGAUCUCUCACGCUCUCUUCCCCCCCGGCAAACUGUUUCUGACCUCCUGUUGUUGUGCUCAGGGGGUGUUUCCUUUGAUAUGUAACCGCAGUAGCCUUGUGGUUAUCUCUUACUUUUUGUCUUAGUUGAAAGCGCAAGCAUGGCAAAGGGUGCAGAACAUGCCACUGGUUAUAAUAUUAGGAAGAGCAAGUUGAUGUCUGUAUUUCAGGUACAGAAUGUGCGCAGCCUUGGUGAACAUGUAGGUAAAUUGUAAAACGUCAAUGAGACUGCCUUUUAACAGGAUUAUAGGUGCUCAGGUUUGUGAUGUUCUGAUGCUUUUUUUUUAAUGUAGAUGAUAAAAGGUCCUCAUAUUUGUCAAACUGUAUAUAUAAAGUCGAAGUAUAUAUUGUGAAUAGGAUGCUGUUUAAACAAGACUUUGGUAACUAACAAAAAAAUCCAACAACUCAAUCCAGAGAACCGUCCAUGUAGCGGAUAUAUUUAUAGUUUCCUCUAAUAACAACUCAUUUAUGAUUAAUAAUAAAAAAAG